GAUAGAGAGAGCACAUGGUAAAGAUAAACAAUGUUGAAAGACUUAGGAAUUCUGAUUGGCAUAAAGACGAGCCAUGAUUCCAGAGAACUAUUGAAGAAACAAGCUACCUACCUCCUCAAAGAAAGGUCUUGCAAUGCUGCUGCUGCUCCUGCUCUGUCUCCUGCUCCUUGCUCUGGCCCUUCACAGCAGGGGCCCAAAGGGCUCUCGGGGCCAGCUGCCCCCUGGCCCCACACCCCUACCAGUGCUGGGAAACCUGCUACAGCUCGGCCCUUCCAAUAUGGACAAACGACUCAUAGAGCUGAGCUGGCGCUACGGGUCUGUGUUCACGGUGCACUUGGGCCCGCAGCCAUUCGUGGUGCUGAGUGGAGCGGGUGCUCUCAGAGAAGCUCUGCUUCUGCAGGCAGACGCCUUCGGUGGUCGCGGCGGCAUGGCCUCUUUUGAGCGCUGCACCCAAGGCAAAGGAAUCCUGUUCUCCAAUGGCCACCUUUGGCACACACUCCGAACCUUUACCGUGGGAGCCCUGAAGAAGCUGGGGCUGGGCAGCCGGAGCCUUGCUGAACGGAUCCAAGAUGAAGCAGUUGCCCUCAUUCAGGAGCUCAGUCUCACCAAAGAAGCCCCAUUUAACCCCCUCUACCACAUUCACAAUGCUGUGGCCAACGUCAUCUGCUCUGUAGUGUUUGGGGAGCGAUAUGCUUAUGACGACCCUGAUUUCCGGACCCUACUGGACUUGCUGAACAACAACUUCCAAAUCUUAAGUUCCCAAUGGGGCCAGAUGUACAACAUUUUCCCCUCCUUCCUGGACUGGAUCCCUGGUCCCCAUCACCGCAUCUUCAGUAAUUUCAAGAAGUUACAGGCUUUCAUUUCUAAGGAGAUCAAGAAACAUGAGGAGAACAGACAGCCUGAAGAGCCCCAAAACUUCAUUGACUUCUUCCUGGACCAAAUGGAGAAGGAGAAGCAGGAGCCCGGGAGCCACUUCAACAAAGAGACACUGGUGAUGACGACCCACAACCUGUUCUUUGGUGGCACUCAGACCACAAGCACCACCAUCUACUAUGGACUCCUGAUCUUACUCAAAUAUCCCCAUGUGACAGAGAAGAUCCAGGAGGAGAUUGACACGAUGGUGGGUCGAGAACGGCCUCCCUCCCUGCAAGACAGAGCGCAUCUACCCUACACCAACGCUGCCAUCCAUGAGAUCCAACGUUUCAUCAGUGUGGUGCCCAUGGGUCUUCCCCAUGUUCUCACCCAGGACACCCACUUUCGUGGCCACUUCCUACUCAAGGGUACCGCCAUCCUUCCAUUACUGAUCUCUGCACACCGGGACCCAACCCAGUUCAAGGACCCAGAAAAUUUCAACCCAAACAACUUCCUGGAUGAUAAGGGGGCCUUCCAAAACAAUGAAGCCUUCAUGCCCUUUGCCCUAGGAAAACGCAUCUGCCUCGGGGCAGGCCUGGCUCGCAUGGAGAUCUUCCUCUUCCUCACCACCAUCCUACAGAAUUUCACCCUAUGUACUAUGAAGAAGCCUGAAGAGAUAGACCUCUCCCCCAAGUCCACAGGCCUGGGCAAUGUGUCCCCACCCUAUGAGCUCCGCCUGAAAGUCCGUUGAGCCCCUGUCCAAGGUGCUGUCACACACACCUCCCCCACCUCACCAGCUCUUGUGUCUCUCAUCCAAUAAAACCCCACAGUUAGAGCAAA
Messenger RNA from Dromiciops gliroides (monito del monte), 1692 nucleotides. RefSeq names its product cytochrome P450 2F2-like. Gene Ontology annotation, molecular function: oxidoreductase activity, acting on paired donors, with incorporation or reduction of molecular oxygen, reduced flavin or flavoprotein as one donor, and incorporation of one atom of oxygen; iron ion binding; heme binding. The coding region runs from base 134 to 1603 and encodes 489 amino acids. The record is from RefSeq and is a predicted model, not a curated record. Lineage: Eukaryota; Metazoa; Chordata; Mammalia; Microbiotheria; Microbiotheriidae. The transcript is spliced from 10 exons. Gene Ontology annotation, cellular component: cytoplasm; intracellular membrane-bounded organelle. Gene Ontology annotation, biological process: xenobiotic metabolic process.